AUGAGCGGCAGCGCAGUCUUCGCGUACUCCGCGUUGUUGGAUGGCAAAAGCGUGGCGCUGUCCAAAUACACCGGGCUCGUGACGGUCAUUGUCAACACCGCGUCUCUCUGCAGCUUCAGCGCCGCAAGUCUGCAGCAGCUGACGCAGCUGCAGCGGGAGUACGGGCCGCGCGGGGUCGCCGUGCUGGGCUUCCCCUGUGCCCAGUUCGCCAACCAGGAGCCGAAGAGCCGCGAGGAGCUUGUCGAGUGGGCGCAAGCCCGGGAGCUGAAUUUCCCGCUCUUUGACAAGGUGCAGGUGAAGGGGCCUCACGCACACCCCGUGUUUCGGAUGCUGCAGGCCUCGCUCGGCCCCAUACGGUGGAACUACACAAAGUUCGUAUGCGAUCAUGAAGGCAUUCCGCGGGUUAAACUUGACGCAUCCUGCGCUUCUGAAGUGCUGCAGCGCUCCGUCGCGCGGCUGUGUGAGCCGCAGCGGAGCGCGUGGUAG
Molecule: messenger RNA, 486 nt
Organism: Trypanosoma conorhini
Lineage: Eukaryota; Euglenozoa; Kinetoplastea; Trypanosomatida; Trypanosomatidae
Product: glutathione peroxidase
Exons: 1
Coding region: 1-486 (161 amino acids)
Biological process (GO): response to oxidative stress
Molecular function (GO): glutathione peroxidase activity
Source: RefSeq, a predicted model, not a curated record